GUCAUGCCGCAUUCCCGCGUCUGCUGCAGCGUGCAUUCACCACGAGGACGAAAGAGCAACAUACCGUGGUUGGAUCCUCAAGAAUGGAAGAGCCGAAGGAAGAGUCCGCGGCGUUCGUGGGCCACGUGGCGAAGCAACAGCUUUCGGCCGACGAGGUAGCUCGCAUGCGGGCCCAGGACACGCGGCUCAUUUCGGAAUUCCGAGCGAUGCAGCUCGAGAAAAACGCACAGAAGCACUGGGACUUGUUCUACAAGCGCAACGAGGUCAGGUUCUUCAAGGACAGGCAUUGGACCACCAGGGAGUUCGAGGAGCUCUUGAGGUCGGGUGACGAUUCGAAAAAGCCACGCCGUUUGCUAGAGGUUGGUUGUGGCGUUGGAAAUUUGAUGUACCCGUUGCUAGAGGACGACGCUGCUUUUGAACAAAUCUACGCCUGUGACCUCUCACCCAGGGCCAUCGAGUUUGUCAAGAGUAACAAAUUGUACGAUCCAAACAAGGUGAAGGCUUUCCAGUGCGAUGUGACCGAUGAAAAUUGCUUUAGAGAUGUAGAUUGCCUCGUGGAUGUUACUACUUUGGUGUUUGUGUUAUCUACCAUACACCCAAAGAAGUUUCAUAAGGUUAUUAGUAAUAUUUGGCAAGUUACUAGUAUGAACGGAAUAGUUCUAUUUCGCGAUUAUGGAAGGUAUGACAUGGCUCAGUUGAGAUUUAAGCCUGGACACAAAAUUUCUGAAAAUUUCUACAUGCGUCAAGAUGGCACAAGAAGCUACUACUUUACUACAGAAGAGAUACGAAGUUUAUUUGAAUCAAUUGGCUUUCGUACUGUUGAUUGUUCCUACAUCCAAAGACGUACUGUGAAUUUAAAAGAAGGAAUUGAUGUACCUAGAAUUUUUGUACAAGCUAAGUUCACCAAAACUUGAUAAGUGCGGGUUCCUGUAAACAGCCUGAGCAGAAAAAUUUUAAACACCAUUGAUGUAACCCAUAGGAGUGAAUCGUAAAAAUCUGAACCUUAUGUGAGAGUACACGAUUGAAUACAGCAAUUCAUAUUCUUAUCAGUGGAUCCGUUGUAUUUGAAGCGGCAUAAAAGAUUGCUCUUGGUGGCUUUUGUAGUGCAGCGAUACAAAGACUCAAUUAUCAUUCCAAUGCUUUCUAAGUACAAGGUGUGACGAAACCCCUCAAAACUCAACAAAAUUUUGGAAAUCAG
Messenger RNA from Copidosoma floridanum, 1198 nucleotides. RefSeq names its product tRNA N(3)-cytidine methyltransferase METTL6. Lineage: Eukaryota; Metazoa; Arthropoda; Insecta; Hymenoptera; Encyrtidae. The record is from RefSeq and is a predicted model, not a curated record.